Molecule: messenger RNA, 252 nt
Organism: Bipolaris oryzae ATCC 44560
Lineage: Eukaryota; Fungi; Ascomycota; Dothideomycetes; Pleosporales; Pleosporaceae
Exons: 1
Source: RefSeq, a predicted model, not a curated record
UUAUAUUACGUACAUAUAAAGUCACUAAUAGACUUCCUGGUGAGCCUAUUACCAUCCGACAAUAUCUACAACGUCCCACAUCAACGAACCCUUGAACUGAACUGUCUCAUCUCUCAAGCGACCCACCUCAUAGACAUCCGGCAUGCUAUAAUUGGCGCCACUACAUACUUGCAGAUUACUAGACAGCCUUGGCCACCACCGCCCCACAUGUUGAAAGACUGGUCCCCCUCCGGUACACCAAACAAGGUCUGA